GAGCCCAGAGGUAUUGGAAAUCAAGGACUACACAUCACCAAUCACAUCAAGUGGAAUAGCAUCUCCAACACUUUUUCCUGCGAGUUUGGCAACACCCCCACUCCCUCCUGACUCACCAGAAUAUAUUCCACCUCCUCCUUGUGAUGACAUCUCCAUGUGUUCUCCCUGUGACGACGUCUCCGUGUGUUCUCCCUGCGACGACAUUUCUGCAUGUUUACCCUUGACUGACAGACCCAUGACCAGUAUACUGCCCAGUGAAAGUGACGUCCCAACCACUCCUCCUCUUCCUGAAGAGAUUCCCACUCUGCCACCACUCCCAAGUGAAGAUAUACCUAGUGCUCCUCCUCUUCCCGAUGGUGAAAUUCCACCCACUCCCCCACUCCCUGAUGAUGACAUUCCUCGUACCCCUCCACUUCCAUAUGAAGAUUUUCCAGUCACUCCUCCUCUGCCAAGUGAAGAUGUACCAUCAACUCCUCCAUUGCCAAUGUCAAGAAGUUCAACCACACCACCCCUACCAAAUGAAGAUGUAUCUCUAACUCUUCCAUAUUCUGGUUCUUUGUUACCACCACCUCCACCACCACCACAACUAUUGUUUUCAUCUGAAUUUAAUAAUGACUCGGACAGAUUAACUCCGCCUCCACUCGGCGUCCAAAAACCAGUUGUCUCGUCAGCAUCUUUACCUACUGUCAUAUCUUCUGAAUCUCUAAAUGUGUGGAAAGGCAUCAUUCACAUGCCAGAUGUUGCCAAGUUCCAUGCAUCUGCAUUUGAGGUGUCUGGAAAAGCUAAGUUUCUCCCUGACGAUGUUCCAAAUUCAAUUGAAGUUGUUGGCCGCAUUGCUCCUGAGACAGUAUGGGGUUACAUUGCACAAAUGAAGAAAAGUGGUUCCAAAGAAAUCCUUGUGGUUCGUUUCCAACCAGCAAAUGAAGAAGAAAAAGUUUCAUACAUAGCAUUGUACUCAUACUUGUCCUCCAAGAAAAGGUAUGCAGUUAUUGGAAACUGUGAGAAAUCAGUAAAAGACUUCUAUGUUGUUCCUCUUGCAUCUCAUCAACCCAUUCCACAA
Messenger RNA from Homarus americanus (American lobster), 1060 nucleotides. RefSeq names its product formin-2-like. Gene Ontology annotation, biological process: DNA-templated transcription. Gene Ontology annotation, cellular component: nucleus. The record is from RefSeq and is a predicted model, not a curated record. Lineage: Eukaryota; Metazoa; Arthropoda; Malacostraca; Decapoda; Nephropidae.